UGUUAUCUGUUUGUCUGGUCCCUUGAGAGCAGUUUGUUCUUCCUGUUGGACGUUUCCUUGGCCCUCAUUUGCAGGGAUGGAGUCCAACGCUUGCGCUGAGGGCCAGGCCCCUGGACAGCCUCCAAGAAGAAGCAUCUUCAAAGCUCAGACUUCACCGAUGAAGCGAUCGGAGUUGCUUCUGAGGCGGCGGCGGAGGAUCAGCCAUGCAUGUGUUAAAGGCAAAGGACAGCUCAAGCUCUCCAUUGAUGUGCAAGGCAGGGACCUUACUCUGUAUGUUAUGGAAGCCAAAGGCCUGUUGGGGAAAGAAUACCGGAUUUGUGACUCCUUUGUCAAGAUGUCUAUCGUGCCAGACACAGAUCGGAGGUGCAGGCAAAAGACCAAGACUGUUUCAGACAAUAAAAAUCCUGUCUUCCACGAGCACUUCCUUUUCCCUUUGCAAGAGGAAGACGAGAGAAAACGUCUGCUGAUCACAGCUUGGAAUCACCAAAGGAAUUCCAGGCAGAGUGAACUUAUUGGCUGCAUGAGCUUCGGCGUGAGGACCCUGCUGAGCCCAGACAAGGAAAUCAGCGGCUGGUACUAUCUGCUGGGGGAAGACCUGGGCAGGACAAAGCACCUGAAGGUGGCCACGAGGCGGCUGAAGCAGAGUGGAGAGCUGAUGCUGGCCCAGCCAGCCCCAUUGCUGGGGGGACAGCAGAGCGAGACUGUGGAGCAGCUCAAGAUAACAAUCCCACGCGGAAAGAAUGGCUUUGGGUUCACCAUCUGCUGUGAUUCGCCUGUCCGGGUGCAGGCUGUUGACUCUGGUGGUCCUGCAGAGAAGGCCGGCUUGCAGCAACUGGACACUGUCCUUCAACUCAACGAGCAGCCUGUUGAGCACUGGAAAUGUGUGGAGCUGGCGCAUGAGAUCCGGAACUGUUCACAGGAGAUCAUUCUUCUGGUCUGGCGCAUUGUCCCUCGGGUGAAACCUGGCCUAGAAGGCGUCAUCCGCCGCUCCUCUUGCAAAUCGACUUAUGACUUGCAGUCUCCGCCCAACAAGCGGGAAAAGAACAGCUUGCUGCGGCCACGUCUCCCUGAACACCGCCAAAGCUGCCAUGUUGUGUAUGAUGGCAACGAGGGGCUGGUGCUGAACGGCUGGGAGCGCUACACAGAACUUGGGAAAGCCACCCAGCGUACUAUGCCCCCGCUCUCACGCCCGCCCUCUAGUGGCGGGGACAAGAACUACAUCAUUCUGGCACCCCUCAAUCCAGGAAGCCAGCUUCUGAGGCCCGUCUACCAGGAGGGCAAAGCCCCUGGAGGCAAUCCAUGUAAAGGAGGGUCUCAUGGCAAGAAAUCCCGGCUCAUGAAGACAGUGCAGACCAUCAAGGGCCAUGGCAGCAACUCCCAGAACUGCACUCUGGUGAGGCCCAACAUCCCACACUCCAGUUACGGCACGUAUGUGACCCUGGCUCCCAAAGUGCUCGUCUUCCCCAUCUUUGUGCAGCCUCUUGAUCUUUGCAAUCCAGUGCGAACGCUGCUUUUGUCAGAAGAGCUGCUUCUUCAUGAGACCAGAAACAAGCCGACAAAGGUGACGCUCUUCAUCUACUCAGACUUGCUGCUGUUCACCAAAGAAGACGAGCCAGGGCGCUGCAACGUCCUCCGGAACCCCCUUUACCUGCAGGAUGUCAGACUGCAAGAGGAUUCCUCUGAGGAUCUAAAAUUCUGCAUCCUCUACCUGGCUGAGAAGUUGGAGUGCCUGGUGAGCUUGGAGGCUCAAACCCGUGAGCAGAAGAAGAGAGUCUGCUGGUGCCUGGCUGAUAACAUCUCUAAGCAGCAGACAACGACCCCGACAGCCCCUCCCGCGGAGAACAAGAUGUUUGAGCCUGAGUCAGAGAAGCCAGGGGCCAUGCCCUCCGAUGGGGAAGAUGUGACCAGCCCUGUUGCCCACCCCUUGAAAGAGGAUUUGGCGGAGGGAAUGACGGAGGAGUCUGUGAAGGAAGUCCAGGAUGCCCUUACGGAAAAGGACAAGGAGACAAGCCCCAUGGAGCGCAGGGAGCAGGCAGAGCCCUACAGCCACCCUGCAGCCUUCACAAUCCCUAAGCUGCAGCUGGACAGCACCUUCAGCCAGGGCACGGCAUGCAUCGCCACUUUGGAGCUUGAAAGCUCAGAGGACCAAGAAGAUGAAGAGGAGGAAGAUGAGGAGGAGGAGGAAGAGGAGGAAGACGACGAGGCCUACUUGUGCAGGGGUGAUGCUAAGCGCUCCAGCAUGAUUGACACCUUGGAGUGUGAGACAGUCUGCCGCCUCAGCGUGCAGAAUUCACUGCGGCGCCGCACACACAGCGAAGGCAGCCUCCUCCACGAGCCCCGGGGUGGCCACUGCUUCAGCUCCGACACCAGCCUGAAUUAUGCUGAGGGGCAGAGUCCCACUGCCGGCUGGACGCUGCCGUCCCCCAAGACGCUAAAAAAAGAGCUCAUGGAGAAUGGGAGCUCCAUUCACCAGUUCAGCCUGCUCUUUGCUGGACACCGGAAGCAGCAGCAUAUGCUGGAUCCUGGUUGUGUCUGUGCACGAGAAGCCAUGGCCGUCUGCAAAAGGAUGAACAAGAACCUGGCCAAAGAUAUGAAGAACCGUUUGGGGAUCUUCCGAAGGCGGAACGAAUCACCUGGAGGACACCCCCCAAGCAAACUGGACAAAGUCCCAAAGUCUCUGAAGCCAACUCUGGAAGAAGCACUCAAAUGGGGAGAGUCCUUGGAAAAGCUGCUUCAACAUAAAUAUGGCUUGGCGGCCUUUCGUGCCUUCUUACGCACAGAGUUCAGCGAGGAGAAUCUGGAGUUCUGGCUGGCAUGCGAAGACUACAAGAAGAUCAAAUCCCAGUCCAAGAUGGCAUCGAAAGCCAAAAAGAUUUUUGCAGAAUACAUUGCAAUCCAGUCUUGCAAAGAAGUUAACCUAGACUCCUAUACUCGGGACCACACCAAAGAAAACAUGCAAAACAUUACCCGGAGCUGCUUUGACCUUGCCCAGAGACGUAUCUACGGGCUGAUGGAGAAGGACUCAUACCCCCGUUUCCUGCGCUCAGAGCUGUAUUUGGACCUCAUUAAUCAGAAGAAGCCCAGCCCCGUGUUGUAGAAGGGAGCAGGGCUUGCUUUUCCAGGAAGACUGUAUGGGAGGUGUAUGUUUACACAGGAACAACUGCCUUUUGGUAGGAGACUGCCUGGAUGUGGAAUCCAUCUCUGCCCACUGGAAGGGGCCUGGGGUUGGAGAGCUGAGAAGUUGGGCACCAUCCCAUCUGGAGAACUGCUUUCUUUCCCCCCACUCUGGUACGACGAUGUCCUAGCAAACAGGGCUAAGGGUCAGUGAUCCCACCAGACCACUGUGAAAUCAGAGCUGUCUUUUCCCCCAGCACCCUGGAGAAGGCUUGAAUGGACACGGACGUCCCAAAUGGAACCAGAUGGCUUUUGAGGGCUGUUGGGCAAGAUUGCCGUUCCUUCCCAAAAGACUCAUAUCUCUUGGGGAAUCAAAGCAGGAAGGCUCACAAACUGGGAAAGAUAGCACUUCAAUAUCUUUGCGCUUGACAAGGAACCCUCCUUGCGUGACUCGACCGGCAGACGAACCCGUUUCUCUCCUCUCUCCCCAAUCAUUUGUUUCUAGGUUUAUUUAUUGAACUAUUCUAGUUGGAUGCACAACCAGUUGUGUCUGGGAGAACUUCUCAACUUCCUAAGUUUUUUCUCUCUCUCUCAUUUAUUAAUUUAAGUGCAAUAUUUUUUUUGUUUUGUUUUUGAUGUAUGUCCUGUUGGGAAGGGGGAGCCUUUCAUUGGAAUGGAUGUGGAUUUUGAGUGUGUUAACAUUGUCUUUUGUUUUUAACUGUCUUGAGUCCUUCCUAAGUGUGUUCCAGCCCAGCAGCAGGCAGCUGGGAGAUUGUUAAAUGGGGGAAUAUACAGGAUAUCAUUGUGGUGGCAAACUUUGUAUAGAUAAAGCCAGCUGUAUAAAUCUCUGCGCUGCGUAAGUCAGAUCGGUAGAGGGUGUGUGAGAAAGUUCUGUUUGUGUGUCUGUAUGUGUGCACGCACACCUGCUUGGUGGUGUUUGGCCCGGAAGGACUCUGAUCUGUUCUUCCUCUAAGGAGUCUGCCAGACAGCCUCUUGGCCAGGUGCCUAGUUUACAGUUCAGAACCACCUCUGCAGUCAGUAAAAAACACUUUUGGGGGGAUGUCAUGGCUAUUUAGGAUAAAUAAAGAGAUCAUAGAAUUUC
Messenger RNA from Eublepharis macularius, 4216 nucleotides. RefSeq names its product regulator of G protein signaling 3 (gene RGS3). The record is from RefSeq and is a predicted model, not a curated record. Gene Ontology annotation, cellular component: nucleus; plasma membrane. Gene Ontology annotation, biological process: signal transduction. The coding region runs from base 77 to 3097 and encodes 1006 amino acids. Gene Ontology annotation, molecular function: protein binding. Lineage: Eukaryota; Metazoa; Chordata; Lepidosauria; Squamata; Eublepharidae. The transcript has 24 exons.